Molecule: messenger RNA, 5283 nt
Organism: Beta vulgaris subsp. vulgaris (sugar beet)
Lineage: Eukaryota; Viridiplantae; Streptophyta; Magnoliopsida; Caryophyllales; Amaranthaceae
Product: putative pentatricopeptide repeat-containing protein At5g08490
Exons: 4
Coding region: 207-2828 (873 amino acids)
Biological process (GO): RNA modification
Molecular function (GO): protein binding; RNA binding
Source: RefSeq, a predicted model, not a curated record
CUACAACUAAUUACAAUACUCCUGCAAGCUUUAACAUUAAAAGUUUGAAAUUUUCCAUAAAUUAGAGGGAAAUUUACAGAAUCGCAGAAACCCAACUUUGAAAAGUAGUUCAAUUUCUUAUUUAUCUGUUUCAAUUUUUGUAUGCUGAAGAAAUUUCAGAUUUUGAGCUAGUUCAGUUAGUUGUCACACAUAAAAUGCUUUAGACAAUGCAAAUACUAGACUUCAAAAAAUGGAGUGAACUUAUAAAUGCUCAAUCUAUUAAUGGAAAACAUGAUGAAGUUCUAAAAAUUUUCCUUUCCAAAUUAAAGCAUCCUUUUGGGUUUAAACCUGAUUAUCUUGUGCUGCAAACUGCUUUAAAAUCAUGUGCUACUAUUUCAUCUCUUAAUGUGGGCAGAGCUCUCCAUAGUUUGGUUGUUAAAUUGGGUCAUAUUUCCUGUCUUUCUGUAUCUAAGGGACUGCUUAAUGUGUAUGCUAAGGGUAAAGAUUUUGAUGAUUGUAAGAAGUUGUUUUACCAGAUGCCGAAAUAUGAUACUGUUGUUUGGAACAUUGUAUUGUCUGGGUUGUCUGGGUCCCAAGUACAUGAUGGAGAAGUGAUGAGAUUGGUGUAUGAUAUGCACACUUGCAAGGAAACUGAGCUGAGUCCUGUAAGCAUUGCUAUUGUUCUUCCUGUUUGUGCACGUUUGCGGGUUUUAAAUGCUGGUAGGAGUGUACAUUGUUAUGCUGUAAAGUCAGGGUGGGAGUCUGAAACACUUGUAGGGAAUUCACUUGUGUCGAUGUAUGCGAAAUGUGGGUUGGUCUAUGAUGGUGCGUAUGAAUCGUUUUGUGAGAUUAAUGAUAAAGAUGUUAUUUCGUGGAAUGCGUUGAUGGCUGGGUUUAUAGAGAAUGGGUUUUAUAAUGACGCUUGGGUGUUUUUUAGACGUAUGCUUUUGGGGCCUGUUUCCCCAAACUACGCGACGUUGACAAGUAUUUUACCUGUAUGUGCGAUGUUAGAUGGAGAUGAUGCUUACAGUUUGGGGAAAGAGUUGCAUGCUUACGCUCUUAAACAUAGUGAUCUGCAAAAAGAUGUUUUUAUUGUCAAUGCUCUAAUGAGCUUUUACUUGAGGAUGGGUGUAGUGGAAGGUGCAGAAGCCUUGUUUGAUGGGAUGGCAUCAAGGGAUCUUGUUUCAUGGAAUGUCCUUAUUGGUGGGUAUGCUUCAAACAAUGAGUAUUCUAAAGCAGUCCACUUGUUUCAGAAUCUUGUUUCAUCUCAGACGCUAGAGCCAGGCUCUGUCACUCUUAUAUCUGUCCUUCCUGCUUGUGCCCAUCUGCAAAAUCUGUGGAUGGUUAAGCAGAUUCAUGGAUUUAUUUCCCAAUAUCCAACUUUAUAUGAUGAUACAGCAGUUAGUAAUGCCCUGAUAAGCUCGUAUGCCAAAUGUAAUGAUCUUGAUUCAUCUUUUAGGACAUUUAUGAUAAGUUCUCAGAGGGACUUGAUCUCAUGGAAUUCACUGCUUGAUGCUUUUGCUGAGAGAGGAUGUGAAUUGCAGUUGCUUAAUCUUCUAUACCAGAUGUCUGAAGAGAGAGUAGGACCUGAUUCCAUCACUAUUUUAACUUUGAUUCAGUUUUAUGGUAGUAUUUCCAAAUUAUCUAAGAUUAAAGAAGCUCAUGGUUAUUUACUUAGGGCAUGUCUUUGUCAAAAUGAUACUCAACCUACCCUAGGUAAUGCUUUACUUGAUGCAUAUGCUAAAUGUGGCUGUGUGAAUUAUGCAAACAAGAUUUAUAAAAUAAAAUUGGGUGAAGGGAAGCUGAAGUGGAAUACAGAAAUACCAGGAUAUAUAAAUUGGAAUAUACAAGCAGGAGAAUGUAAAGAUUUGGAGGGUAUAUCUCAAACUCAUCGUACAACAUUUAACUUAAUGAUCCGUGCCUAUGUAGAGAAUAAUUGUCUUGAACAGGCUGUUGCUCUAUUGUUUGACUUGCAAGUUCAAGGUGUGAAGCCUGAUGCAAUGACCAUCAUGAGCAUUCUGCCCAUAUGUGUUAAAAUGGCUUCAGCCUAUUUGCUGAGGCAGUGCCAUGGAUACAUGGUCCGGGCUUGUAUAGAGGAUAUACAAUUGAAAGGAACUAUGAUCGACAUAUACUCAAAGUGUGGUUGUUUAAGCUUAGCUAACAAGCUUUUCUGGUCAAGUACUCACAAGGACCUAGUCAUGUUUACGGCUCUAAUUGGUGGGUAUGCCAUGCAUGGUAUGGGAAAAGAAGCACUUGUUCUGUUCAAGCACAUGCUUGUGUUGGGUUUGAGGCCAGAUCAUGUAGUUCUUACUGCUAUAUUGUCUGCCUGUAGUCAUGCCGGACUUGUGGAUGAGGGCUUGAAAUUUUUUGAUUCCAUAGAGAAGGUUUAUGGAAUGAAACCUACCAUGGAGCAAUAUGGCUGCGUUGUGGAUCUUCUUGCUCGACGAGGCAAAAUUAAGGACGCAUAUACUUUUGUCACUGAGAUGCCUGUGAAAGUGAAUUCAAACAUAUGGAGCUUAUUGCUUGGAGCAUGUAGGACAUAUCAUGAGGUGGAACUGAGUCAGAUUGUCGCUGAUCAACUUUUACGUUCAGAAGAUAGUGAUAUUGGGAGUUAUGUGGCAAUGUCAAAUCUUCAUGCAGCAGAAGAAAAGUGGGACAAUGUCUUGGAGAUUAGAAAAGUGAUGAAGACAAGAGAUUUGAAGAAGCCUGCUGGAUGUAGUUGGAUUGAAGUUGAUAGAAGGAGAAGAAUAUUUGUAUCUGGUGACUCUUCUCAUCCAGAGACAGAUGCAAUGUAUAACACAUUGAUGGCCUUGGAUAAAAAAGUUAAUGAGCCGCUCAAUUUUGAAUGAUUGCUCGUGGUGAAAAGGUAUUAUAUAACUUGGACUUUGGAUAAUUAGUAGAGUGUUUCCUGGUAUGGCUGGUCCUUUAACAUCUUCCUUUCUAGAGAGAAAAUUUUUCUAACAAACUGCUUAGCUUGGCUCAUCACUGCUGCAUGCUAGAUAUCUGCACAUCUUUGACAGUGAAAAGUGGAGUAGAAGAAGCUAGAUCACACAUGAAACACUUUUAUAGAGCUGUUUAUUGAAGUGGUUAGGCAGUUGGCUUCAUUACUUCCGAAGGCUGGCAACAAUAAGUAAUAUGUUGUAGUUAGUAAGUUUGUUCUAUGUGUUCACAUGUGACUGAUUAGAGGACUUGUAAAUUUACAUCUUACACAAACAGAUGGGUGGAAAAGGGAUGCUGUGCCUGGCUGUCUUCAUAUGCAAUUUGUCAGAGGUGGGAACGAAAUGAGGUGUUUGGAACUUCGAUUCUGGCACAUGAAAGGACUGAGAAUGAAAUUGCACCAGCCAGUUGUAUAAAUUGAUCCUCUCAUUGUCUUGUCGUUCUUUCCAAGGGUAUUGACCCUUGUGAACCAAAUCAGGUGCUCCUUUUCUUCUUAACAGUUUUUCUUCAUCUUCAAAGCCUUAUCUUUUUUUUGUUCCUUUUGUUUCUUUCUGUCCUUGUUUGGUUGCCAGAGAAAAGAGGGCACUUUACCAUCUUUGCAAAAUGUCCUUUGGUGUGUUAUCUCCACGUGUUCUCAGUCUGUUUGUCUAUCCCAUUCUAUUUUCUUGCUUUCUUGAAGAAACAAUGUUGUCUGUAAUCACUUAACUGUUUAUAUUUCCUUUUGUCUUCUUUCUAUAUCUCCUCCUUCAUCGACAUUUAAGUAAAGAUUUACCUCGCAAGCUUAUUAUUAAUAGAAUGGUUAGGUAUAUAUGGUGCUUGCAUGUGCAAGAUAUAUAUCUUGUCCAAUAUGUGAUGCCUUGCUCUCUGAGGCAAAUAAUAGUUAGUUUGCACUGGCAUUGCAUUACUUCAUUUGUUGAUAUGUUGGUUAUAAUGUUUGCUGAUAAUGAAGUAGGCUGUCAUAAGUUUUGCUUUGUCAGCUAAGUUUACCAAAGAGCUUUUUCUGUUUGCUUCAACUAACAUUACCAAUCUUAUUACCUUGGUUUGAUGUAUGACUUUAGCUCGGGUACCGCUAGUAGACCACUAUGCUGGAGUUCUCUAGCUUCAUCAUCUUAUGAAAUCUAAUAUUAGUUGAUUUGACUCGCAGAAUAGUUUAUGUGGAUGAUGAGUAAACUGAAACCCACGACUAUCAGCCAACAGCCAUUGUUUUUAAGGUCAUUGCUGAUAUGCUUUGUGAUCUGGGGCCGAUGCUUCACCUCUGCUUUCUCUUUCAACUAAAGAUAGGUUUGAGAAGCAUUUCGUCGGGGUGUUCAUAGGGCUUGUUCGAACAACCCUUAGAGGAGUAGUUACUUCGUGUGCUGCUUCUGAUGACCCUGUAAGCCGUUGGACAACAUCCUUGAAAGUCUCAGUGUCGGCUUGCACAAAAGUUGUGAAUUGUUUCGGAUCACUCACGAUCUUUUUUGCGGGCGUCUCCAUGUUGGGUUCAUCAAAUGCAGAGCAGAGCAGUCUUUUAUCUGGCAACCUUGGUUUCUGCAAGCAAUAGAACUUAUAGACAGCCAAGAAGUUCUGGAUUGAGCAUACCUCGAUACGACGAUAACUGAUCGAAAAACCCGGGAGUCUACAAAGCUGAACUCAUGCCUUCAUUCAUCUGUUUGAAGGGAAUGCAUAGGAGAGAGAGAAUAAGAGAAAGCAAGGAUAGACAGAAACUGGAAAAAAGGAGAGAUAGAAAGAUGGGAAGCAACAAAAGACGUUAAGAACUCAUAUUACAACUCAAGAAGGCAGUUGAGACAAAGCAAAUGCAACCGCAAAGCAAUGCAACCAGUUGUUGUGCUCACAUCACUCAUAUUGAAAGAAAGGAAAUCUUUUUUGGUCAUACUAUACAUAAUACAUUGGUAGGUUUUAUACUUCAUCUGUUUUGUAUUAGUCGCUACACUUCUCAAUUUACGGACUCUUAGGCAAUUUUUGGAAAAGAGAGAUAUAGAGUAAAAAGAAAAGGGACCCAUGUGAAAGGAGAGAGAUAGAGAGAGUUUAUGCCCAAAAAAGAAGUGUAGCAAGUAAUGUGAAACUUUCCACAAUAAAAAGUGUAGCGAAUAUUAUAAAACGGAGGAAGUAUUUGAUUAGUUGUAGAAUAAGUCCAUAAUGACUCUCGUCCUCAAAAUAACUGCCAAAAAAAAUACAGUAUGUAAAUUGGUUACCUUGAGUUAUUAUAUAGUUGUCAAUGAGUUGGUUAUGUGUGGUAAGAGAUGGAUAGGAAUGGUAUGGGUUUCUAAAAUGAGUAGUUAGUUUGAGCUGUUGAGGUUGUGAUGUUGACUCUUUUUGGACUCUUUUUAACUGCAAAAGUUUCUAUAUGGGCUUAACAAAAGUUGACAA